AUGCCACACCGUCAUGACCACACUCUGCAUGAUCGAAGUCAUCAGAACUCGAGCAACCCCGCCUCAGCUCGCACCAGUCGGCAACACACAGGCCGUUCGAGUCGUUCAAGCGCAAAGGAUACGUCGGUGUCGGUUUCGUUCAACGUUGUGCCCGAAGGGGGUAACCGAUGUCUCCUCGAAGAGGGCGCCCUGGCUUGGCACACUUUGGACGCACAAUUGAGGUAUGAGGACGAACAACGACGACGUGAAUCACUGCAGGCGAGCGAGCGGCGGGGUCAUCGCCGCAAGAACAAACGGCACAGUCGACAUGGUCAGGCUCGGGAGAGAGGAUCAUCGCCUGAUGGGCGGAACUACGGGUCAAAGAGCGGCGCAUCUCGCGGGACACAAGCCGGACCGCACUCGAAUACCGUUUCAACGGCUACGAGGACCCUAUCUGCCCCCAGCACCCGCACUGAAGUUGACCCAUCUAUCGCGACAGGACAGCAGUACCUGACAUACGGAUACGAAUCGCCGCAAAAUGCUCAGCCGGAACCUUAUCAGAUGUCCAUCGCUUGGCCUGGGAGUUACGGUCCUCCGCAAACCGCAACAGAGCAGCACGAGGGAGUGCCGAUGUACGACCCCUCCCAGGAUGGAGGCGGCCAGUCCAUGCAGCUGCAGCCAUACUGGCCGGCGGGCGCAAUUCAGGGUGUCGGCGUGCCCAUUGAUGACGGGACCGAGGAGUAUUGGGGCCGGAAAUUCCCUGGUUCUGCCCCUGCGCGUAUGAUUCCGGCUGUGAAUGCGAAUGUGGCUGCCAGUCUGUCUAUAAGAGGAUCUGAUGUAUGA
Messenger RNA from Dioszegia hungarica, 822 nucleotides. RefSeq lists its product as uncharacterized. The record is from RefSeq and is a predicted model, not a curated record. Lineage: Eukaryota; Fungi; Basidiomycota; Tremellomycetes; Tremellales; Bulleribasidiaceae. Bases 1 to 822 code for a protein of 273 amino acids. The transcript has 3 exons.